AUGAGUAGAGCAGAACGUUUGCAGAAAUUUCAAACGGCAUGCGGUUAUACCUUCAAAAAUGUUACGUUGUUGGAGGAAGCACUUACUCACGACAGUAAUAGAGUAAAUAAUCGUGAUGCACCAACCUAUCAACGAUUAGAAUUUCUCGGCGAUAGUGUGCUAAACUUGGUCGUCAGCGAAUAUCUGUAUCGCAAUAACGCCAGUUUUACUGAAGGACAGUUAACAACAAAGCGAAGUGAGCUCACCAACGCAAACAAACAAAGUCAAAUCGCAGAAAAGCAUGCACUGAAAGCUUACAUCCUGCUAGGGCAAAGUGUAUCGAUAGAUCAAUACCGAGGGCACCAUUGUUUUGUCGAAUCAGUUAUUGGCGCUGUUUAUAUAGAUGGUGGAUUGGAAGAAGCACGAAAACUAAUUCUCAAAUUUUGGGGAUUUACAGAUGAUACCAAUACGGCUUCCAGUGCUAGCGCUGGCAAUUCCUGUGUACUGUCUUAG
Adineta ricciae is the source of this 492-nucleotide messenger RNA. The record is from the annotation of a GenBank genome assembly. NCBI's taxonomy places the organism in Eukaryota, Metazoa, Rotifera, Eurotatoria, Adinetida, Adinetidae.